AUGGCAAUUGUUACCAAGACCGAGGACCAAAAUGAGGAGGGCGACGAUGAGGAAGACAGUGAGGAAGAGGGCGAUGACGAAGACGAGGACGGAGAAGUUGGGAAGAAGGUAAAGGCAAAGAAGCCAACCUACACCCCUGGCCGCGGCGCGAAGAAGUGGGAAACGCUUUACCACAACGGGCCUUGCUUCCCGCCUGAGUACGAGCCGCUCCCGUCGCACAUCAAGCUCGUAUACGAUGGGACUCCUGUUGCACUCCCGCCGGAGAGCGAAGAGGCGGCCAUGUUCUACGCAGUCAAGCUCGAGACGCAGCACGCGCGCAACCCUAUCUUCAACAAUAACUUCUUUAGCGACUUCAAGAAACUUCUUGCCAACUACCCUCCGAUGGACAUGAGCGCGCCGAAGCUCGAGAAAUUCGAGAAGCUCGACUUCAGGCCGAUGUACGAAUACUGGAAAAGCUUGAAAGACGCGGAAGCAGAACGCAAGAAAGCUUUAGCGCCGAGUGCGCGCAAGAAGGAAGUGGAGGAGAGGAAGAAGGCGGAGGCAGAAAUGAAGACGUGCAUUGUCGAUGGCAUCGAGCAGAAGGUAGGGAACGUGAUGGUCGAGCCGCCGGCGCUCUUCCUCGGCCGUGGCGAACACCCAAAGACGGGCCGUAUUAAGACUCGGGUCAUGCCGGAGCAGAUCACGAUCAACCACACACUCAAUGAUCCAAAUCACCCGCCCCCUCCACCGCCCAAGGGGCAUAAGUGGAAGGCUGUUGUCGAAGACAAGAACACCACGUGGCUCGCAUUUUGGCAGGAGAACAUUAAUGCUCAACACAAGUACAUGUUCCUCGACCCCACCAGCAACUUCAAGACAAACGCUGACCGAGAAAAGUACGAGAAAGCUCGGCGAUUGGACAAGACAGUAGCCAAACUGAGGAAGAAUUACACUAAUGCUCUCAGCUCGAAGUCGCGUAAGGAGCGACAAGUCGCCACAGUCAUCUGGCUCAUCGAUGUCUACUCUUUGCGUGUCGGUAAUGAGAAGAAGGAAGACGAGGCGGACACAUACGGCGCUUGCUCCCUCCUCUCGGAGCACUGCACGUUGAUCGAGCCAAACAUCGUCAAGCUGAGUUUCCUCGGUAAGGACAGCAUGAAGUUUGAAGACGAACUCAUCUGUCCCGAGCAGGUCUUUAAGAACUUCAAGAUGUUCGGCCGCAGUCACGCCAAGGACAAGAAGUCGGGAAAGAUCCAACUUAAGAAGGGCACAGAGCCGAUCUUUGAGGUUGUCGACCCGUCCGACAUCAACAGAUGGCUGCAGUCUCGCGAUAAUGGCGGCAUGCAAGGUCUGUCGGCUAAGGUGUUCCGUACCUACAACGCAUCGACGACGUUCCAAGCUCUGCUCAACAAGACCGAGGAGUGGUUAUCGAGCCGCAUAACGGCUGACGAGCGCGCGCUGACGCCUGCUAACUUGCGAUUAGCAUACAAUGAAGCGAAUAGGCAGGUGGCCAUCUUGUGCAACCAUCAGAAGACUGUCAAUGCCGUCGUACACGAGAAGAGCAUGCAGCGGACCGAAGAGAAGAUUUUUGCGCUUCGCUACGAGCGGUUCAAAGAGCUGCAAAAGCUGAAAAACGCUGGGAAGCCGGCCGACUUGAAAAAACAAUACCCGGCAAAGGAGCAUGACUGGGCAAAACACUGGAAGACUAUCUUGGAGGACGUCGACCUGGACCCUGAGGAGAUCAAAGCGCACGAGGAAAAGAUGAUCUCGGACAAAAAGGCGCGCAUCCAGAGCAGUUUUGAGCGCGCGAUGAAGGAGCAAGAGUACCUCGAGGGUUUAAAAAAAGCCAAGAAGGACGAAGGAGUAGACAAGAAAGCAAAGGGCAAGAAGAAGGCGAAAAAUGAAGAUGACAAGGAAGAAGUGGUAAACAAGAGCCUCAAGAGCAAAGAGCAGGUGCGAGACGAGCUCAAGGCGCUCGAUGAGCGCUUGAAGGAGCUGGAGAAAGAGCGCAAGUCAGGCCGGUCGCUUGCGGAGAACGUCAACGUUGCCAGCUGCGCCAAGAAGAUUCUCGGCAAGGUCGAAGCGAUCAAGAAGCAGGAGGCAGAGCGCAUCAAUAAAGAGAACACCAAAGAGGUCGCGUUGGGGACGUCUAAGCUGAACUACAUUGACCCACGAAUCACGGUGGCGUGGCUGAAGAAGUGGGACCAGCGGUUAAUCGAUUUGGCCGGUGCUCCUAAGAAGAAGAGCGGCAGCAAGACGAAGAAGGAGGAUCCGGAUGCCAGUUCGGAUAAGAAGUCCAAAGCUAAGGCCAAGAAAGAGGUGAAGGACGAGAAGCCUGAUCAGCGCAAGAACCAGGCAGUCGGCAGCGAGAAGAUGGAGCUUGGUCUGCAGAUCAUGUCGAUCGGUCAAUUCUUCCCGAUGACGAUGCAGAAAAAGUUCAAAUGGGCUGCUACCGGUGAUGACGACGACAAGGACCUUUCGCCUGACUGGGUCUUUGUUGAGAAUUCAGAAUCCAAAAUGCGCUCGAUGAACAGCGCACAGAAAAAGCAGAUCGAGGAGGGUGCGCCGGACGAGGCUGACAAACCCAAGUCGAUCUUGGUCAAGAAGAAGGCAACUGCCAAGGCCAGCACGAACGCGGAUUUCGACAGCGACGACGAGCCUCUCGGCGAAAAGGCUUCCGCAGUUCCUUCUACGAGCACGAAGCCAAAUGGCGCCGAUGACUCGGACCUUAGCGAGGAUGAUGCCCCACCGAACAAAGCGAGCGGCAAAGGAAACAGCAAGAAGCGCUCGGAGCCCCACGACGACGAAGAGGAGCCACUACAACACUCUGCGGUGAAGAAGCACAAAAGCAAUUGA
This is a messenger RNA of Tilletiaria anomala UBC 951, 2829 nucleotides long. RefSeq lists its product as uncharacterized. The transcript has 2 exons. Gene Ontology annotation, biological process: DNA topological change; chromosome segregation; DNA replication. Gene Ontology annotation, molecular function: DNA topoisomerase type I (single strand cut, ATP-independent) activity; DNA binding. Lineage: Eukaryota; Fungi; Basidiomycota; Exobasidiomycetes; Georgefischeriales; Tilletiariaceae. The record is from RefSeq and is a predicted model, not a curated record. Gene Ontology annotation, cellular component: chromosome; nucleolus. Bases 1 to 2829 code for a protein of 942 amino acids.